UUCUUCUUCUAUAGAUAUUAAUAUUUCCGAAAAAAAAAUUAUUGGAUUUGGAGUAGAACUAAAUCACCAUAAAGGACAAUAGUUAUUCGCCCUGCGUCUUCAUAACCAACUCAAUUUACGGAUCUCACAAAUAAACUCCAAAAUGAACUCGAAGAUCGACCAUAAAGAGCUUUUUGGAUAAAUGGAUAAUGAAUAUGAGAAGCAGUUGCUAUGGUAAUGGCGUUUGAAAUGGCGCCUUGACUUUCCCGCCGUGUGAAUAAACGUCACCUUAUCGUCUGCUCUGGUGUUUGUUGUGAAACAUUAAAACUAUAGAAGGAUAGAGGAAGGGUGUCGAGUGAUUUGAUGAUUGGAAUACGAGCCGAAUCUCCGGGGUAGAGGAGACAACAAGUGAGGCUUCUUAGCAACUGAUGAGAAACGAAUGAGAAAGCAUUCAAAUCACGUCUAAGAUGGAUACAGAGGAGGGUAACGGGGUGAUCCUUUUCGAGGAUCAACUCAACUUAGAGCACCUCAAGCAGCUCAUGUCGGAGUUUGCUGUCCACCAGCCGACUGAUGAGAUGCCAGAUGAUGGUACCUAUUCCCCUGGUCGUAUUAUCAGAAGAGAGGCGGGAAAUGUGACUCUUGGAGAGUUUAAAAACAUGGUCAGAAGUCUGCUUAAAUCGUCGGAUUGGGACGCUCACCUUGAAGCACUCUUUGCAAAGGUGGACACUUCAGCCGAUGGUAUGGUCGAUUGGAACGAAUUUGUGACGUACAUGCUGCUACACUACAGGGAGAAUGAUAACAUGAAACUGAGGAAGAAUGUGGUAUUUAACAAGGAGCCUAAAAUACGACAUAUCGCCCAAAAUAAGCAAGACAUCGUAUGGUGCAAUAUAGUUCUGGAGAAUCCCUGUCGGUAUAUAACACUGAGUAAGGAGGGGACACUGUGUCUGUUCGAUGAGAACCUUCGCUUGGAGACGUGCCUGGAGAUUAAGGAUGGCACUGAGGAUCCACGGAAUGGAUCUAAGAGACGUUUUAAGACAUGGUACAGUGAUAUUGUCUUCAUGGCCAAUGUCAAUAUGAUUGCUAUAGGAUCAAAUAGCAGAACGAUUCGCUUCUGGGACAUCGUCAACACAAAGACCUGCAUUGAACAAUUCAAUCUCUAUGCUCUAAGUGACAUUCCGUCGUGUAUGGACUAUUGGUAUGAUAAGAAGAACCCUUCUGGUGAAUCUAUCUUGGUGAUGGGUUCUGAUAAGGGAUCUAUCAAUCUAUUCUAUUUCCUAAAACCUCAAGAGAAGAUAUUCGAGACUCCCUUCAAGCCUGAAGACACUGUUCAGAAAAUCUGGAUGCAUAACAUCUGCCAACAUCAGAAGUACGUUCGUCAUGUGGUCAUACCGUAUGUGCACACAGAGUAUAUCCGCAAGGUUCGAUACCUCCCUGACAAGGAUUUCAUCCUUUCAUCAAGUGGGUGUAGAAAGACACCCCUCAUCAUGAUGGACAUACAGGGAAAGAGAAAAUCUUACACCUAUAAACUCAGUAAGGGUGUGGAAUGUUUCGACUAUAAUCGCAGUAUGAACGUGAUCGCUACAGGUGGUAUUGAUCACGUGGUACGACUUUGGAACCCGUAUGUUCAAGAUAAACCAAUCGCCUUUCUCCGUGGUCAUACGAUGGCGGUCGUAGGCGUCGUCAUCAACGAUCGAUUCAAGCACGUCUACAGCUUUGCAAAAGAUGGAGUUGUGAAAGUAUGGGACCUUUACGAAUAUACCUGCCUGCAGACCAUAAGCGUGAGGUUUCCUUGUCUGCAGAAUGCCAGAAAUCCAGAAUUCGGUAUGGUCAACAUGGUGUUAUACCAGGGUCGAGAGCUGAUGACGGCAUGUGCUGAUUAUAUCGCCCUUCUGAGCCUGGGACGUAACAAUGCCUUAGAGAGACGAAUACCAGUCACACAUGAAACUCAACUAUGCUGUACAGUUUACAACUCAUUCUUCAAAAUGGUUGCCACAGCAGCAGACGACUCCUCCAUUUCAAUAUGGAACGUGGAGACUGGCGCCAAAUCUUUCACUAUCCCAGAGGCUCAUGGGAAUGAAGAGAUCACGUGUCUCACCAUUAGCACCACGGGAAGGAAAUUGUACUCAGGAGCUAGAAAUGGAACGAUAAAGGUUUGGAGUUUCCAGAACGGCCACAGCAUUCAUGAAUGUGAGAGUGUAGGAGAUGAUGAGAUCACCGGACUCAUCUCAGUCGGGAAGAAGAAAGGUUUCCUCAGCGUCGGAUGGAGUAGGAAGAUAGUCCAAUACCAGGAUGGGGAUUGUGACACGAGCUUUUUGAAAGCAAACACCAACUGGAAAGGUGGUCAGGUUCACAAAGAUGACAUCUUAGCGUUCGAUUACAGUCCCCCUAGUCUCCUAGCAACGGCAAGCUUUGAUGGUGAGAUCCUCAUCUGGAGUCUGGAGACACAGAAAAUAUCAGUCAGACUCCGUAGAGGGCAGCCUACUAUCAUAAGCCAGAGGUUGAAAGCUGUGCUCAGUUUGCUUGGUGUCAAUGUGCUUGCUAUGAAGAAGAAGGUCCUUGACAUGGAUUUGACCCCUGAAGAAAGGUCAAAGGUCAGAUCUAGACCCAACUCAAGACACAGAAGGAAUCACAAGCAACCAGAAGGGUUUUCACAACCCCCCGUGGAGAAACUGUUGUUUCUUUCAUCCCGGUUAUCUGGUGGUAUGUCCGACAGUGCUGUGCUGGUUUCAAGUGAGGCCGGACACCUACACUUCUGGGCUAUCUAUGGUCAAAAGAGACAUCACAGAGGUUCGUUUUAUUCGAGUGAUUCUGCGGAAGAAGAUGAAUCUGUACUAGCUCUGAGCACCAACGCUGACAAUUCACUGCUCAUAUCUGGUGAUACCAUGGGUCAUGUGUAUAUAUGGGGUAUUUCAAACCACUGUAUCUACCCUACCAACAUUGAGGACAACAGCCGACCACCCUUGAUAAAAAGCUGGAAGGCACACGAUUCUACUGUGGUCAGUGUGGAAUACAUUGAUCAUCACUGUGGACAGUUCUUACUGACCGCCUCCACUGACUUCACAGCAAGACUGUGGACACUUGAAGGUCAUUUUGUUGGAACCUUUGGCCAGAGCAUGAACUGGGAUUUGAUGAAUCCCAAUACAUAUCAGCAUCCAAAAGAUCCUUGGACAGAGGAUAAGCCGCCUCCCAAAAAGAAGGAUAGUAUCUUUGAGAGAGUGGUCUCAGAAGGCGAAGAGGAAGAUGAUGUCUUUGACGAUGGAGAUGUGAAGGUAGAAGACAUCACCCUACCACCAGAAGACAACACUGGUAACACUGAACUUACCAAGGAGAACCUUGCUAUGCUACCAGGAUCCAAGCCGAUACAGAGCAGACGAUCAAGAGGGUCAAGCGCUGGAAAGUCAAGCAGCUCGGAAAACAGCCGAAAGAGCGGGGAGCUUUCUCUUCUUGAUGUGAACUUGAAUACUAGCCUGGUAGGAAAUGCGAAUGUGUCUGGUCACAGCAGCAGUCCCGUUCAGAUUCCGGUGAUUAAACAACAUACAAAUUCCAAACCGGGAUCAGGGGAAAACCGUGGAACUAGCAAGACUGAGAUAGGUAGCAUGCCUGCCAUUGCAAAAUUACUUGUUUCUGCUUCAGCGCCAGAAGCAAAAUCGGGUUUCUUUGCAACACAACGGGAUCAAAGUGCCCUUUCUUCAAUAUCUCGAGUGGCUCGUACUUCUGAAAGUUCCUCAGGGUCUACCGUGACACAGACGGCUCAUCCUCUCCCUCCAAUCUCGAAAUCACUUGACGCACUACCCGAAGAGACUGAUACUGGUUCCGAACAAAUCAAAAACAAAGAUGGUGCCAGAAAGAAAUCAAAUGUUGAUGGGACGGUGAGAAGUUGCAGUCAAUCUGACCAAUCAGAGGGCAGCAAGGGUAACAAUGGGCCAAUCAAACAACGGAAAGGGACGGUAACGCAACCUGACGACGAUAGAGUACGUAGGACCGGAAGUCAAGGAUCAAGGAGUGUAUCCAGUUCUGGGUCAAGCAACACAGGAAACCUUGAGGAUAUAAGACUGGGCUCAAGAUCAAAUACAAGUCUACUGGGUCGGCAUGUUGACGAAGGUCUGGCUCGUAUAACCAACAGUCGUUCAGAAAGACGUCAGAGGUUUGGGGACAUCGAUGUUACCAGGGUAUCAAGAUUUGGAAAGAUAUGUGCUCCUUUCCAAGCCCUUGCAACUCAGUCCACCAAGGCUGUCGAGUUCCCGUCCACACUACCGAUGACCCAACGAAUGAAACAACGGGGUGUCUCAUGUACCAACGAAACUGACCUUGAGAAGUUGACCUUGACCCCUCUUCAGCUUGAGUUUAAGAGCGAUAGGUCAACAUAUGGGGGAGAGAAUGGCGGUGCAAUGGAGGGUGCAAUUGCAGCCGUUCGGAGAGCGACACAGUUGGAGCCCCUGCCCAAUGCACUCACCGGAAGCCAGGGAAAGAAAUAAUCAUUAGUCCCUAAAAGUUAAAGCAAAAAUGUGUUUUGCAUAAAAAUUGUGACCAAUUUAAAAAUGCAUUCAAUUUGUUUACUUAAAUGAAACUUUACUUUCAAAAUGUGAAAUUGUUUACGAACUUAUGUAAACAAAUUAAGAUGGAAAUCUGACUUUCCCUUUACCCCUUGUACAGCUUGUAUUUGCAACUCGUCUGAUAUUUAAUUCGAAAAAGAUUCUUUGCACAUUUCAAUAUUUUGUCAACAGUUUAAUAGUUUAAGCUAUUUCUAACUAAAAGUGCCUUCAAAUCAAUUAAAGUUUGCAAAGUUAAAAAUGCAUUUAGCAUGAGAAAGUAAAAUUCAUGGCAAAUAAUUAUUUUCAAGAAAAUUUGCAUCUUCUGAUAUGAUCAAAAGUUUGUAUAGUCAUGUCUUAUUUUCAAUGAAUUGAAAAAUAUGAUAUAAAAUUUAUAUGGUUAUAAAGUGUGAUUAAGUAUUGUAGAUCUUGUUUAGAAUUUUUUUGAAGAACUUGCCUUUCUACAUGAAAACAACUGAAUACAUAUAUAUUUCAAAAUUUCUAUGGAAAAGGAAAACAUCAAUUUCUCAUAUUUUAUAAUCAUUAUAAAUGAUUUUGAAGGUGAAAAAACUUAGUUUGUUUGUGGUCUACAUUUUAUAUCACUGUAUUUCACUAUGGUCAUGAAAGCGCUUUUUUCAUACAUCAAUCUUAUCGUAAUGUGGUACAAUUCCUAACAAAGUAAUUAGUAUCCAUCCUGACAUUCCUGUAAUUAACUUUUUGGCAUUAUCAUGCUCAGCAUUAGGUCACUAUUUUUAUGUUUUAUGUUAUUAGAUUAAAAUGGUGAGCUGAUUAACUAUGGAACCUCUGAGGCGAAAUGACAUGUGUUUUAUCAUAACUCUUUUCCUAAUCUUAGAAGUUGUACCAUUGGUAAACUUACAGCAAGUUCUUAAAUUGUAUGGAUUAGGUUUCAAAGUUGUAGGAAUGAGUUAGUAGUUCAUGGGAAUAAGACACGAAAACUAAAGCAUGUCAUCUCAAGGGGCUGAUCACAUUCAUCAACGAAAGAAGAAGUUUUAAACUAGACCUUAUUUAUUUAUACAUCUGAACAAUCAUAUGAGCAAUGCACUACUGCCAAACCACCAUAACUUGUGAAAUAUGUAUAUAUAUUAAUUUAUUCGGUAUAUACCUUGAUAUAUAUAUGUGUGUUUUGUCAUUGAAAUGCUCUCUAAUGAUUGAUGUCUUACUAAUUAUGAAUAGAUUUGCCAAACUUUUUUAUGAGAAAAGAUAUGAUAUGGGAUCAUUAAUAUUUGUAUCAUUACUUUUUUAUAUUUAUUAUUCAUUUCACUAUAUUUAUGAAUAUCAUUUCACACAAAGUGAAAUAUCAUGCAAAUGCUAACAAUAUUGGAAAAUUACCAAUACAAAAUUUUUAACUGAAUCAUUUAUAACUUGGUCACAUUUGUUCUACGGCGGCCGUAU
Lytechinus variegatus (green sea urchin) is the source of this 5921-nucleotide messenger RNA. RefSeq names its product WD repeat-containing protein on Y chromosome-like. The record is from RefSeq and is a predicted model, not a curated record. Gene Ontology annotation, molecular function: calcium ion binding; protein binding. Lineage: Eukaryota; Metazoa; Echinodermata; Echinoidea; Temnopleuroida; Toxopneustidae. The coding region runs from base 447 to 4454 and encodes 1335 amino acids. The transcript has 22 exons.